This is a messenger RNA of Larimichthys crocea (large yellow croaker), 2384 nucleotides long. It is a transcript of the gene cyb5r4, whose product is annotated as cytochrome b5 reductase 4. Gene Ontology annotation, molecular function: heme binding; cytochrome-b5 reductase activity, acting on NAD(P)H. The transcript is spliced from 15 exons. Gene Ontology annotation, biological process: superoxide metabolic process. Gene Ontology annotation, cellular component: endoplasmic reticulum; cytoplasm. The record is from RefSeq and is a predicted model, not a curated record. Lineage: Eukaryota; Metazoa; Chordata; Actinopteri; Sciaenidae. Bases 391 to 1938 code for a protein of 515 amino acids.
CAAAUUGUGCGACAAUAGUUGUAGUCUUUACACGGUGGCGGAAAAGACAGGAAGGAGUUACCUCGAUAUUAACCAUAACAGUGUGAGAACCCGCUCCCCGUGCGCGUUCAUGUUUAAUUAUUAUUAUUAUUAUUAUUAUUAUUAUAAAUAUUCAGGGUAACCGGAGUUUCACGUGACCACAAUGUGACCGCCUGCUGUCAUCCGUUAGCAGCGUUAGCCUAGCUUAGCUUAGCAUUGCUCAACAGAGAUGUGUCUCAUCGAGGAAGUGUCUGUGUGUCGGUAACACCGAGCAGCCAGUGUGACCGCGGAGCUGUGGUUCGUGUGUCUGUGGCUGCCGCUGCUUGAACAGGUCUUCUUGGACGCUGGUGCUGCCUCCGGAGCGGUCACAACAUGCUCAACGUUCCCACUCAGUCGUUCCCCGCGCCGGGCUCCCAGCAGCGGGUCGCUCCCUCCGGACAGUCCGGGAGGAACAAGGUGGCCUUGAAGCCUGGCCACAGUCUGAUGGACUGGAUUCGCUUUUCCAAGAGUGGAAAAGAUCUGACCGGUCUCAGAGGGCGCCUGAUCGAAGUGACCCAGGAAGAGCUGCAGAAACACAACACAAGAGAUGACUGCUGGACCUGCAUACGAGGGAUGGUUUACAAUGUUACGCCCUACAUGGACUACCACCCCGGUGGAGAAGAUGAGCUGAUGAAGGCAGCUGGGGUAGAUGGCACUGAGCUGUUUGAUCAGGUGCAUCGCUGGGUGAACUAUGAGUCCAUGUUAAAAGAGUGCCUGGUCGGCAGAAUGGCCACAGCUAUUAAAGCUACCAUCCCUCCUCCACCACCACCCACUGCCCUCGCACCACCUAUCUCAGUGGCCCCUCCACCAGACAAAGACUCUCGGCCUCGGUAUGACUGGUUCCAAACUGAUGUGUCUGUUCAUCUGGUUAUUUAUGCUAAAAGAAAGAUCCCUAGCGCAGGCUGUUCUGUUGUAGACCUUGAGGCGGGCGUUCUACGAGUAGAAGUGCUGCUGGGGAAAAUGUCCUACAUGAUACAUUUACGUCUAGCUGAUGAAGUCGAGGGAAACGUUUCUGUCCACACUGCCUUCUCAGUGGGAAAGAUCCAGGUCACUAUACGCAAACAAGCUAAAGGAAAAUGGAUAAGUCUUGGUCAACCACUGGAAUUUCACAAUACAUUUCUACGCAAAAAAGACAGAGCUCUCUAUUAUCGGGAGUGCGUGUUGGUGUCUAAGACUGAGGUGAACCAUAACACAUAUGUGUAUAGAUUGCAACUUCCACGUGGGUCUGUCAGGCAUGUGCCUGUUGGAAAACAUGUCUACCUCAAAGCCCUCAUUCAAGACACAGAGGUCGUCAGGCCAUACACUCCAGUAGAUCCAGACCUAGCAGCAGCCUCCAACCACUCCUCACAGGACUCUGACCUCUACCUCAUGAUCAAAGUUUACCCUGACGGGGUGUUCACCCCACAUCUCAACAGCCUGCACAUCGGUGAUCAUAUAUCUGUAAGUGGUCCAGAGGGUCCCUUCAGUCUCCGCCCCCUCCGUGAUGUCACACACCUCUACCUUUUAGCAGCUGGCACGGGGUUCACGCCCAUGGCUCGCCUCAUCCGAGUGGCCCUGCAGGACAUCAACACUAUCAGAAAAACCAAGCUGCUUUUUUUGAACCGACAAGAGGCGGACAUUCUGUGGCACAGUGAACUGGAUGACCUGGCUGCUAAUGAUGAGAGGUUUGAAGUGGACUAUGUCCUCUCUGAGCCUGGUGAAAGCUGGACCGGCAGGAAGGGUCGCGUCGACGAGGGCAUGCUCAAGGAUUUUCUCUGCAGGCCAGAUGGGUCCAAAUGCUACGUGUGUGUGUGUGGCCCCACUGCCUUUACAGAGCUGACGAUAGGUUUGUUGAAGCAGCAGGGCUUUAGUGAAGACGAGCUCCAUGCCUUCCAGGGCUGAUGAACUCUGCCUCAACCCAGCUCCUCUCUGCAAAGACUGUGUGAGACAGAGAGAGAGAGAGAGUUGAUUUUAAUUUAUGUUUGUGAGAAUUGAAAGGAACAUUGUAUUUCUAUGCACCAAGGACCUGAUGAUGCGGACAGCAGACCACACCCCCAGGCUACUAUGUUUCUCGACUGUUUGGUCCGUCUAGAACAAAAACAGAGUUCAUGAAAACUAUGAGUUGAAAUGUUGUAAAGGUGUGUAGAGUAAAAGCAGUAAAAUAUACUGAAAUGUGAUGAGAUGUGCUGUAAACAGAUGAGGUAUAUGCAAUAUAAAAGAGGAUUCCCAUGAGCUUUGAAGUGUGUUGCAGAGGAUCUUCUGCAGCCUCUUCAGCUUCCAGUUGGAUGCGGUUACAGGAGUUCAAAGCAGUGCAGUGAAAUAAAAUGCAUUAUGGUGCAAACUGUAAA